Messenger RNA from Botrytis porri, 945 nucleotides. RefSeq lists its product as uncharacterized. The coding region runs from base 1 to 945 and encodes 314 amino acids. Lineage: Eukaryota; Fungi; Ascomycota; Leotiomycetes; Helotiales; Sclerotiniaceae. The record is from RefSeq and is a predicted model, not a curated record. The transcript has a single exon.
AUGAGGCGGCAUGUUUUAACGACCAUUACUUUCUUAUUUUAUAUUCUACGUCUUACGAACGCCUUGUCACUUGCAAACUUCCAAUUGGUCUCACCAACUGCAGUUUCGUUGGGUUGUUUUGUGGAAUAUAAUACUUUGAUCAAAGAUUGCAAAUUAUCAGACUUCAACGAUGGGUGUUCUCUCGAUUGCCAAUCAUCCUUAACUUCAAAAGCUACAUGUGUUGGUGAUGCUUGUUCGAAAGAUAAUGUAGGACCCAAUACAUUAUUAGGAAUCGUCAAAGGUGGUGGAAUCAUCGCAGCUUUAUGUCCGAAUAUCAAAAGUUCUACUACGAAAUCAACAUCAACUUCGACUACUAUAACGGAGACGAAAACUUCGAGUACAAGUGUGAGUACUACAUCGUCGAGUUCGCAAUCGACUUCAACUCCAACUUCAACUCCAACCCCAACUUCGACUUUAACUUUGACUUCGACGUCAUCCGAAAGCUCUAGUUUUACUGCUGCUACAACGACAUUUUCUGCGAUUCCUACGAUGACCCAAUCUACGACUAGGCAGAUUUCGAGUUCCUCUCAAACUUCGAAUACUCCAACAUUAUCAUCACCAUCUACUUCCUCAAAAUCCACAACAUCGGAUUCUUCAGAAUCAACCUCUACUUCUUCCAAUACGAAUACGAUCACAGACACAAGCACCAGCACAACGCUGGCCACGACCCAAACACAAUCUUCUACAUCCGCAUCUACAAAAACCACAGAAACAACAUCAAAAUCAACGACAACAACCGCAGCAUCGAAAAAUGGAAAUGGGAAUGGGGUUAGUGGGGGCGGAAGCCCUUUUGAUAUCGAUGCGAAUAGUGGUAGUUUGCCAACCGAUUUUGGUAAAAUAUCACAAAGAUGGAUCGCGGGCGUGGUGUUGAUUUAUGGGGGAUUGGGUGUAUGGUUUCUUAUUUGA